AUCGUUUUAACAUCAUUAAUCGCCAGACAAGCUGCACCUCGCUGCCCUUUAGACCAAUAUUUAUUUUGUAAAAUUUUUCAGACACUCCCCAAGGAUAUUCGUUCUCCUAUUCAAUGUACUACAUCGGCUAGGGCUAGAUGUAAUUAUAGCGAAGUGCUUAAUGAUGAUUUCUUUUGUUCAACUACACCUGAAUGUGG
Messenger RNA from Racocetra fulgida, 197 nucleotides. The record is from the annotation of a GenBank genome assembly. Lineage: Eukaryota; Fungi; Glomeromycota; Glomeromycetes; Diversisporales; Gigasporaceae.